This is a messenger RNA of Neopsephotus bourkii (Bourke's parrot), 2473 nucleotides long. It is a transcript of the gene LZTR1, whose product is annotated as leucine zipper like post translational regulator 1. NCBI's taxonomy places the organism in Eukaryota, Metazoa, Chordata, Aves, Psittaciformes, Psittacidae. Gene Ontology annotation, molecular function: protein binding. The transcript has 20 exons. Gene Ontology annotation, cellular component: Golgi apparatus. The record is from RefSeq and is a predicted model, not a curated record. The coding region runs from base 38 to 2398 and encodes 786 amino acids.
UAGUCCUCCGGUGUCCCCGCGGUGGCUGGGCCGCGCCAUGGCGGCGGCCGGAGCCCCGGCGGGCGGCGCGGGGCGCUCCAAGGUGGCGCCGAGCGUGGACUUCGAUCACAGCUGCUCCGACAGCGUCGAGUACCUCACCCUCAACUUCGGGCCCUUCGAGACCGUGCACCGGUGGCGCCGCCUCCCGCCCUGCGACGAGUUCGUGGGGGCCCGGCGCAGCAAGCAUACUGUGGUGGCCUACCGGGACGCCAUCUACGUGUUCGGCGGCGACAACGGGAAGACGAUGCUGAACGACCUGCUGCGCUUCGACGUGAAGGACUGCUCGUGGUGCAGGGCUUUCACCACGGGGACCCCGCCAGCGCCGCGGUAUCACCACUCGGCUGUGGUCUAUGGGAGCAGCAUGUUUGUGUUUGGUGGCUACACUGGAGACAUUUAUUCCAAUUCCAACCUGAAGAAUAAAAACGAUCUCUUUGAAUACAAGUUUGCAACUGGGCAGUGGACUGAGUGGAAGACUGAAGGGAGGUUGCCGGUUGCCAGGUCAGCUCACGGUGCAACAGUGUACAGUGACAAGCUGUGGAUCUUUGCAGGAUACGAUGGCAACGCACGGUUAAAUGAUAUGUGGACAAUUGGCCUCCAGGAUAGAGAGCUAACGUGCUGGGAAGAGAUUGAACAAAGUGGUGAAAUUCCUCCUUCGUGCUGUAACUUUCCUGUGGCUGUUUGCAAAGACAAGAUGUUUGUUUUCUCGGGACAGAGCGGAGCAAAGAUUACCAAUAAUCUCUUUCAGUUUGAGUUCAAGGAAAAGAUCUGGACCCGGAUUCCCACCGAGCACUUGCUUCGAGGCUCCCCUCCUCCUCCACAACGACGAUACGGCCACACAAUGGUUGCGUUCGACCGGCAUCUCUAUGUGUUUGGUGGUGCUGCAGAUAACACACUGCCCAACGAGCUUCACUGCUACGAUGUGGACUCCCAGACCUGGGAAGUUAUCCAGCCCAGCCCAGACAGUGAGUUACCCAGUGGGAGACUCUUCCACGCAGCAGCUGUUAUCUCGGAUGCUAUGUACAUCUUUGGUGGCACGGUGGACAAUAACAUCAGGAGUGGAGAGAUGUACAGGUUCCAGUUUUCCUGUUACCCUAAAUGCACUCUCCAUGAAGACUACGGAAGGCUGUGGGAAAACAGACAGUUCAGCGACUUGGAGUUUGUUUUGGGAGAGAAGGAGGAACGAGUCCGAGGCCACACUGCGAUUGUCACAGCUCGCUGCAAGUGGCUGAAGAAGAAGAUCAUGCAGGCAAGGGAGAGGCUGAAACAGAAAUCAAAGCAAGAUAUUGAAGACGAGGGACAUGCGACUUGUCAGAGGGAUGGGACUGGUGGGAAUGUCAAGUUGUGCCGCCUGCAGCCGCUGCUGGAAGUGCCCAUCCGAGAGGCUGAGGCUCAGCCCUUCGAGGUGCUCAUGCAGUUCCUGUAUACAGAUAAAAUCAAGUACCCUCGCAAAGGGCAUGUGCAGGAUGUGUUACUUAUUAUGGAUGUAUACAAACUAGCUUUAAACUUCAAGCUCUCUCGACUGGAACAGCUCUGCCUUCAGUACAUUGAAGCAUCCGUGGAUCUGCAGAACGUGCUCAUUGUGUGUGAAAAUGCCAACAAGCUCCAGCUGGAUCAGCUAAAGGAACAUUGCCUGAACUUUGUGGUGAAGGAAUCCCAUUUUAAUCAGGUAAUAAUGAUGAAGGAGUUUGAGCAUCUUUCUUCAUCCCUCAUAGUGGAGAUUGUACGAAGAAAGCAGCAGCCUCCUGUUCGAACACAUUCCGAUCAGCCGCUUGACAUCGGAACAUCUUUAAUUCAGGACAUGAAGGCUUACCUGGAAGGAGCUGGGACUGAGUUCUGUGAUAUCAUCCUCCUCUUGGAUGGCCACCCACGGCCAGCACAUAAAGCCAUCCUGGCUGCCCGCUCCAGUUACUUUGAAGCCAUGUUCCGUUCCUUCAUGCCAGAAGAUGGGCAAGUGAACAUUUCUAUAGGUGAAAUGGUUCCCAGCAAGCAAGCAUUUGAAUCGAUGCUUCGAUACAUUUAUUAUGGAGAAGUAAACAUGCCUCCUGAAGACUCCCUCUACCUCUUUGCUGCACCUUACUAUUAUGGCUUCUCCAACAACAGACUGCAAGCCUAUUGUAAGCAGAACCUAGAAAUGAAUGUCACGGUGGAGAAUGUACUACAGAUUUUAGAGGCAGCUGACAAGACCCAGGCGCUGGACAUGAAGAGGCACUGCCUGCACAUCAUUGUUCACCAGUUCACCAAGGUCUCCAAGUUGCCAAAUCUCCGCUCCCUGAGUCAGCUCCUUCUUCUUGACAUCAUAGAGUCAUUAGCUAACCACAUAUCAGACAAGCAGUGCGCAGAGCUGGGCUCAGACAUUUGACACGCUUUGGUAAUCGAGCUUCUCCCUUGUUCCUCAAACAAACUAGCACUUUAUGGCUGGCUCUCUCUUCUACCA